Molecule: messenger RNA, 1464 nt
Organism: Mucor velutinosus
Lineage: Eukaryota; Fungi; Mucoromycota; Mucoromycetes; Mucorales; Mucoraceae
Exons: 6
Coding region: 1-1464 (487 amino acids)
Biological process (GO): reticulophagy; endocytic recycling; piecemeal microautophagy of the nucleus
Cellular component (GO): phagophore assembly site; early endosome
Molecular function (GO): phosphatidylinositol binding
Source: RefSeq, a predicted model, not a curated record
AUGUCUCAUUUUGAUCAAGACAUUGAUGCAGGACCUUCUUGGUCUAUUGAAGGCGAUGGCAGCAAUGCGUUUAAUACCUCUCGAUCAGCCUAUUUCGAGCAAUCGCAGCAUUUCGGAGCAUCGUCUUCUAGUAGUAGUGCUGCUGCUGCUGCUGCUGCUGCUGCUGCUUUCGACCCUUUUCAAUCUGAAGACAGCAACGACGACGAGUACAAUACAGCUACGACGUAUAAUAGUAAAAAGCCAAUACAUUCAUUUCAGAAACACAAUGACGACAAUAAGGCUGAACCGAUGACGAUUCGAGUGGACGAUCCAGUCAAAGGCAGCGAUGGUUCAUAUAUCACUUACCGAGUGUUUACAAUGACUGCAUUAGAAAUGUACAAUGUGGAUAAUCGACCCGUGCGACGACGAUUCAGAGAUUUUGUAUGGCUACAUAAUGCAUUGAGUGUUGAAUUCCCUGCUUGUGUUAUUCCUCCUUUGCCCGAGAAACAUCGCAUGAAAUACAUGAAAGGGGAUCGAUUUGAUCCAAUGUUUAUAGAGCAAAGAAGAUUAGGACUGCAAUGGUUCAUGGAUCGAAUUGCAAGACAUCCAAAGCUGCAAACGUCGAAACAUACAAAGGUGUUUCUAGAGUCGACUGAUUUCAAUGCAGACAAGCACAUGCAGACCAAAUCCGCGCCAUCCACACAUUCCAUGUUUGGCUCCUUUUUCAAGUCACUAGCCAAGGUGAAGAAGCCGGACGAGAAAUUCGAGGAAAUGAAGGAGACGAUUGACAAGUUUGAAGACAACCUGACUAUUGUGGAAAAGUUAUACUCGAGAAUCAGCAAACGACAGCAGGAAUUGGAGCAGAAUUACGACCAUUUUGCAGGCAGCAUCCGAGGCUUAUCGGGACUCGAGACAAACGUGGAUCAGCCAUUGCGCCAAUUUGCAGAGGCUACCGAGAUGUAUGUGGAGGCACUGAAAGAGAUGCGCAAGCAAGAGGAUUUAUUGUUCUUGAACGAUAUGCAUGAAUUAUUGAAUUAUUGUAACGCAGCCAAGGACCAGCUGUUAGAAAGGGAUCAAAAGCAAGUGGAUUUUGAAGAUUCGUCCACGGCACUUCAGUCGAUUGUCUUGGAGAGAGAGCGAAUACUGUAUCCGGGCAAGAACAUGGGCACCACAGUGGGCAUGAACAUCACCGAGCUAAUGACAGACAAAAUGAGCGAUACCAGCAAGACGAGAAAUGAACGGGUGUUGAGGCUGGAAUCCAAAAUCAAAGAAUUGCAGGAUCAAGUUGCCAAAGCAAACGAUAUCAACAACAGUUAUUCCAGUCAAAUGAUCAAGGAAUUUGAGAUUUUCCAAAGGGCUAGAGAAGCUGAACUGAAGCAGGGAUUGGCAGCCUACGCAGACUGUCAUAUUGAUUUUUACAAAAAGAGCAUCUCUAUUUGGGAGAACAUUUUGCCAGUUUUAGAUCAAAUUCAACUCGAAGAUUAA